Messenger RNA from Vicugna pacos (alpaca), 6089 nucleotides. The record is from RefSeq and is a predicted model, not a curated record. Lineage: Eukaryota; Metazoa; Chordata; Mammalia; Artiodactyla; Camelidae.
AACCAGGCGGGCAGCUGGAUCAGGGGUUUACAUUUACCAGGGUAACAAGGUAAAUCUUGGCAGCAGGUUGGAGCUGGAAGGAAGAGGGACCCAGUGAGGAAAAUUUUGAGAGACUUGAGAGCUCUAGUUUAUUUAUCACAACAAACAGCAGGGUAGCUGUGAGCCCUCCCUGACUCCUCAUCCCUUCACCCCCAACCCUGUGGAGGAUUCCUGGAAUGUGGGACUAUAAGGCAUACUGUGGAUGGAGAAGGCUAACGGUCAAGAGAUGGGCAGAGGCACUAGGAAAAUGAAUGUGAUGUGAGGGCCACAGAGGAGCCCCCACAAGAGCAUGUGGAUGGAGAGGAGUCUGGAUACAGGGAAGACAGAAUAGGAAAGAAUGGCAGUAGGGGAGGGAGACUAGAAGGAGUGGUGGGGACAGUGAGAGAUCCAGGGUUAUACUGUGGUACUUGGCUUUUUUUGUGGCCUCUAAAACGUGAGAAGGGAAAGGGAAGUGGGGUUAGGGAGGCAAGGAAGGGGGAGGGGGGAAAGGUAAGAAAAUUUGGGUCCAGAGGUAGUAGGGGAUAGUCUUACCAGAUUCCUUUCCCACCCCAUCCCCUACAUGAAUGCCUGGGAGUAUAGGGGAGGAUGUGGCACAGGAAGGAAGGACAUUUGGGGCCUCAAAUUUAUCUUCUGACAGGUGGCCCUACAGACUUGAGGGAUUGGGGAGCAUGAAGGUUUAGUACAGAGGCAAGGACUUGGUGAUCUUACACCCAAGGUGGACUGGGGCUUUAUGUUCACUCUUUAGAACAGUGGAAAAAUUCUACACUUGGAAAUAGGAAUGUGAGAGAAGAAGGGGCAGAAGUGGGGUUGAAAUUAGGGUGCUUGGGGAAAAGAAGGCACAAGGACUCUGAGGAACUCAGAGAGGGACCUUCAAAUCCCUUUUGACCCUUUCACAGUGAUUAUCAAACUUCAGUGUUCCUAAGAAUCACCAGAAGUGUGUUAAAAAUACAUACAGAUUCUAACUCAGGGAUGAGUCCCAAGUAUCUGCAUCUUUACCAAUUAAAGUCCUGUUUCACUAAACCCAGGAUGCCUAUGGGAAGAAGAGCAACAGGGCACAGGGAAAAAUUAGAUGUUAGGAGAGGCAGGAAGAGAAAGAGGGUCAGUUCUGAUGGAGGAGUCAAGCUUAGGAGAACAAGAGAAAUAAUUGGCUAUGGGGGUGGGCGUCCGGGGAGAAAGGCAGGGAGGGAGGGGUGCAGGCUUUAUGACAGGGGAUCGCAGGGAGUCAGGGAGCCCUGUAUGUGAGCUCAAACUCAUCCACCAUGACAGGUGAUUCCCUGGAGGUGUUGGGGAGCAGAUGGGGACCUGAGAGAAGGGAGAUGGAGGAGAAAAUAGCAGAGACAGCGAAGGGGAGAUGGAAAAGCAGACGAACUGGAAUGUGUCGUUUCCGGAUCCUUGCAGAGCAGAGGAGAGGGAGGACAGAGGAAGUCUAUUGGGGAGGGGUGAGAAUCACGUGGCAGAGGGAACAUGCAGUGUUGAGUAGGAUGUGGAAGGGGGAAAAGGAUGUAAGAGAAGUCAGGGAAGGAAGGAAGAAACAGAAGAGACACUGUGGUGGCGUACAUUGUCAGUCCGUAUCUUACAUGUUCUUAUAUGUCCUCAUUGUUCCAAUUAAUCUUAUCUUCAGACAAGAAAGGAAGAGGGCACUGAGGGUCCAUGGGAGAGGCUGGGGGCAGGAUCUGAAGUGAUAGAUGCAGGGAGAGAGCGGGAGGGUGGGACGUGAGAAUGGUAAAGAUACACAAAGAUGCCCAAGUGGGAGAGAUGCAGAACCUUCAAACCAUGCAGUUAAGCAGACACUGAGCAUUGCCCUCAGCAGGGAUUGGGAUGGGUGGGCAGCCGAGAGCUGGUUCUUUGGUCCAGCCUCCCCUGGCUCCCUCUUCUCCAACUUCCCACCGUGUCCCAAAUGUCAGGCCUCAGUGGGAAGCGAGCAGACUCUAGGGGGCCUUCUUUAUUUCCUUCGAUUUGUGCCCCCCUAUCACCCUCCCCAAUCCCCUGUGUCUCCUGUCUGGCUCCUCUGCCCGGGCUCCCCACUGGCUUCCAUUUCUUCCCCACUUCCUCUGGGGCUCCAGCAGCUUCUGAAAUGUCAUGUUUCAGCAGGAGGGGAAAAGGCAGUGGAGGCCCCGUGGCUGGCUCUUCCUCCCCCAACUCCCCUCCUCCCAUUAAGCCUUUCCACUCUCAAGCUGUCUGCAUUGUUUACUUUCCCUCUCUUUCAGGCACCCCUAAAAGCAUCUGAUUUCUUGAGCGUCCCAUUCUAUUUAUUCUCUCCAGCUCUCCUCUCAUCUUGUUUCUCCCCCACCCCUUCCGCCUGCCCCCAGUGUCUUUUUUCCUAAUGGACCUGUCAAAUGUCAGGGCACAGCAGGAGGGCAUGGAUCACUGAACCAGGACCCCCUGGCGGCCUUGUCCCUAUUCUCUCCUGUUUAUUUAUCUCUAGCCCUGAAAAGAGAAGAGGGAGGAAGAAAAGGCAGUGUGACCCAGGCCAAGCCACCAAGUACCUGUACGAGCUGCUCUACAACGACCCUAUCAAGAUCAUCCUCAUGCCCGGCUGCAGCUCCGUCUCCACGCUCGUGGCUGAGGCUGCCAGGAUGUGGAACCUCAUUGUGCUUUCCUAUGGCUCCAGCUCACCAGCCCUGUCAAACCGGCAACGCUUUCCUACCUUCUUCCGAACUCAUCCGUCAGCCACACUCCACAAUCCCACGCGGGUGAAACUCUUCGAAAAGUGGGGCUGGAAGAAGAUCGCCACCAUUCAGCAGACCACUGAGGUCUUCACCUCGACUCUGGACGACCUGGAGGAACGAGUGAAGGAAGCUGGAAUCGAGAUUACUUUCCGUCAGAGUUUCUUCUCCGAUCCAGCUGUGCCUGUCAAAAACCUAAAGCGCCAGGAUGCCCGAAUCAUCGUGGGACUUUUCUAUGAGACUGAAGCCCGGAAAGUUUUUUGUGAGGUGUACAAGGAGCGGCUCUUUGGGAAGAAAUAUGUCUGGUUCCUCAUUGGGUGGUACGCUGACAAUUGGUUCAAGAUUUAUGACCCGUCCAUCAACUGCACAGUGGACGAGAUGACGGAGGCAGUGGAGGGCCACAUCACCACUGAGAUCGUCAUGCUGAACCCUGCCAACACCCGCAGCAUUUCCAACAUGACGUCCCAGGAGUUUGUGGAGAAACUGACCAAGCGGCUAAAAAGACACCCUGAGGAGACGGGAGGCUUCCAGGAGGCACCGCUGGCCUACGAUGCCAUCUGGGCCUUGGCACUGGCCCUGAACAAGACGUCCGGAGGGGGUGGCCGUUCGGGUGUGCGCCUGGAAGACUUCAACUACAACAACCAGACCAUAACUGACCAGAUCUACCGGGCAAUGAACUCCUCGUCCUUCGAGGGUGUCUCCGGCCAUGUGGUGUUUGAUGCCAGCGGCUCUCGGAUGGCAUGGACACUCAUCGAGCAGCUGCAGGGUGGCAGUUACAAGAAGAUCGGCUAUUAUGACAGCACCAAGGAUGAUCUUUCCUGGUCCAAAACGGAUAAGUGGAUUGGAGGGUCUCCGCCAGCCGACCAGACCCUGGUCAUCAAGACGUUCCGCUUCCUGUCGCAGAAGCUCUUUAUCUCCGUCUCCGUUCUCUCCAGCCUGGGCAUUGUCCUAGCUGUUGUCUGUCUGUCCUUUAACAUCUACAACUCCCACGUCCGUUAUAUCCAGAACUCACAGCCCAACCUGAAUAAUCUGACUGCUGUGGGCUGCUCCCUGGCAUUAGCUGCCGUCUUCCCCCUGGGGCUGGAUGGUUACCACAUCGGGAGGAGCCAGUUCCCCUUCGUCUGCCAGGCCCGCCUCUGGCUCCUGGGUCUGGGCUUUAGUCUGGGCUAUGGCUCCAUGUUCACCAAGAUCUGGUGGGUUCACACAGUCUUCACAAAAAAGGAGGAGAAGAAGGAGUGGAGGAAGACCCUGGAGCCCUGGAAGCUGUACGCCACGGUGGGCUUGCUGGUGGGCAUGGAUGUCGUCACCCUCGCCAUCUGGCAGAUUGUGGACCCCUUGCACCGGACCAUUGAGACUUUUGCCAAGGAGGAACCGAAGGAAGAUAUUGACGUGUCUAUUCUGCCUCAGCUGGAGCACUGCAGCUCCAAGAAGAUGAAUACGUGGCUUGGCAUUUUCUAUGGUUACAAGGGGCUGUUGCUGCUGCUGGGUAUCUUUCUGGCUUAUGAGACCAAGAGUGUGUCCACCGAGAAGAUCAACGACCACCGGGCUGUGGGCAUGGCCAUCUACAAUGUGGCGAUUCCUUCCUGGGGAAGAAGACCCUGGCUCUUGUCUGAGCCCACAGAUCUGCUCUGCUCCCAGGUCCUGUGCCUCAUCACCGCCCCCGUCACCAUGAUCCUGUCCAGCCAACAGGACGCCGCCUUCGCCUUUGCCUCUCUGGCCAUAGUUUUCUCCUCCUACAUCACCCUGGUUGUGCUCUUCGUGCCCAAGAUGCGCAGGCUGAUCACCCGAGGGGAGUGGCAGUCGGAGGCACAGGACACCAUGAAGACAGGGUCCUCAACCAACAACAACGAGGAGGAGAAGUCCCGGCUGCUGGAGAAGGAGAACCGGGAACUGGAGAAGAUCAUUGCCGAGAAAGAGGAGCGCGUCUCUGAACUGCGCCAUCAGCUCCAGUCUCGGCAGCAGCUCCGCUCCCGGCGCCACCCUCCGACACCUCCAGACCCCUCGGGGGGCCUGCCUAGGGGGCCCCCUGAGCCCCCCGACCGGCUGAGCUGUGAUGGGAGUCGAGUCCACCUGCUUUACAAAUGAGGAAGGGGGUGUGAGGGAGGACAGGCCAGUAGGGGGAGGGAGAGGGAGAAGAAGAAGGGGUGGGGGUUGGGAGGAAGCAGGGGGUCCCUCUCCCGGGUGGGAAGAAGUCUCUACUCAGUCCCAUCUCUUGUAAAUACCUGCCCCGCUGUGAGUCCCCGGGGGUCGUCCGGGUCUCCAGUUCUCCAGGAACCAGACCCUGUUCGCUCUCAUUCGUUCAUAUAAUUUUAUAUCCCUACUUCAUACUCCAGUUUGUACCCGGCUUGAAGCUUCUCACUCACUGGCUCCUCCGCCUCACUAUGUACACGGGUCCCUUUUCUUUUCCGACACCCUCUGUCUCGUUGCCACGGCAACCCCAACCCUGCAGCUCCCUGGCCUUUGUGCUCUGCUGGUCCAGCAGGGAUCUCUCCCAAGUGCUCUUUCUGCCCCAACAGGGCCUCCUCAUGUCUCUCACCAUCCUGGUCUCCUUCCAACCUACUUGCCCCUCCACUCUUUCACAAGCUUUGUCCUUUUUCAAUUCUGCCUCUCCAGGGCACUCUUUCUUGCCAAGGCUCACAGGCUCCUACGCUCCACGGGCUCACACUUAGCAUCGCGCGUGUGUCCUCCCCUCCCAGCUCAUUCCAGUGGCUCACGUGCGUGCACGCGUUUCACCUGUGCUUUCUUCACCCUUCCUGUGGCCCUGCCUGCUCUGUUGUAUUUCCUUCACUUGUGACUGCGCUGCCCAUCUCCGGUCACGGUUGUGCCCUUGUGAGGGAGUGUUUGGGUAGACGCGGGCUGUUUGUCUAGCAUGUCUUCCCUAGUGCACACAUCCAGGGUUACCUGUGGUUUUCCCUGUGUGCCCUUGUGCUGCCUUGUCUACCCUCUUCCCUUUGCACCUUAAAAGCUUUGUAUCCUAACAACGGAGCCCUAUGCACCGACUCUGCACAUUGUUACGCACUUUUCCCCAGUUCACACUUAGUGGAGCCAUCCACAUCCUCUCCUUGUCACACCCGGUUUCUGCUCACUCUCCCCCUUCUCCUUCCCACUCGUGGACCACCCUUGGCCCCCAUGCACAAUCAUCCUCUCCCAAGAGUGCUUCCUUUGGUUUUGUGUUUUUCUGGGGCAAGAGGGAGAAGAAACGGGGGCAGGUUUGGGGAGCUUCUUCCAGUGGACGGUUGGUGAGAAUCCUGUUGGAAGGAAGGCACCCCUGACUGUUGAGAUGGACAGAUGGUCCUAUGGGGCGGGAGGUGGCAUCCCUUUUGCACUGUGGUAUUUCUUGGGGAAGGAGCUCCCCAAAUCUCAAUAAACCAGUGAACAGAGUGA